AUGGGAGGGAGCUGCGCGCAGAGGCGCCGAGCCGGCCGGCCACAGGUACUCCUCCCCUUCCUGCUGCCUUUGUUCUGCCCCGCGCUCGGCGAGCCGAUCCGCUACUCUAUCCCCGAGGAGCUGGCCAGGGGCUCGGUGGUGGGGAACCUGGCCAAGGACCUGGCGCUCAGUGUGCGGGAUGUGUCUGCUCGGAAGCUGCGCGUUAGCGCCGAGAGCCUGCACUUCCAGGUAGACGCGCAGAGCGGGGACUUGCUUGUGAAGGACCGAAUAGACCGCGAGCAGAUCUGCAAAGAGCGAAAGCUGUGUGAACUGCAGCUGGAAGCUGUGGUGGAAAACCCUCUGAAUGUUUUUCAUGUCGUUGUGGUGAUUGAGGACAUUAACGACCAUGCCCCUCAGUUCGAUCAAAAAGAAAUACAUUUAGAAAUUCUGGAAUCUGUAGCCGCUGGCGCACGAAUACCCCUUGAUGCUGCCACUGAUCCCGAUAUAAACACAAACUCCAUUAAGGAUUAUCAAAUAAGCCCUAGCCCUUAUUUCUCUCUAAUGGUGAGAGUCAAUUCUGAAGGAGGCAAAUACCCAGAGUUAUCCCUGGAGAAAACCCUAGACCGAGAAGAGCACAGACAUCAUCGCUUGACACUGACCGCCUGGGAUGGAGGGGACCCGCCCCGAAGCGCCACCGCUCGUAUAGACAUCUUGGUUAGGGACACCAAUGAUAACCAUCCCGUGUUCAGCCAGGACGAAUACCGAGUGAGCCUCAGUGAAAGUCUUCCCCCAGGAUCCUCCGUGUUGCAGGUGAUGGCCAGUGACCAGGACGAGGGGAUCAAUGCGGAAAUAACGUACUACUUACGCAGCACUGCCCAGAGCACGCGGAACACAUUCUCUCUGGAUGACAAGACAGGCGUGAUUAUAAACAACCAGUCAUUGGAUUUUGAACAGGUAGAAAGAUACACCAUGGAAGUGGAAGCACGAGACGGAGGAGGUCUCUCCACGCAGUGUAAAGUCAUCGUAGAAAUCCUGGACGAAAACGACAACAGUCCGGAAAUCAUCAUCACUUCGCUGUCCGACCGGGUUCUGGAGGAUUCCCCUCCAGGCAUGGUCAUAGCCCUCUUCAAAACUCGCGAUCGGGAUUUUGGAAGAAACGGGGAAGUUACGUGUACUAUAGAAAGAGAUCUUCCUUUCAAGAUUCAUUCUUCUUCCAGUAACUUCUACAAGUUGGUGACAGAUGGGCCUCUAGACCGCGAGCAGACCCCGGAGUACAACAUCACCAUCACAGCCACUGACAGAGGCAAGCCACCACUCUCCUCCAGUUCAGUCUUCACCCUGCGCAUUGGCGACGUCAACGACAACGCGCCUGUCUUCCAGCAGCCCUCCUACGUGGUCCACGUGGCAGAGAACAAUCCCCCAGGAGCCUCCAUCGCGCAGGUCAGCGCCUCCGACCCCGAUCUGGGCUCCAAUGGUCAGGUCACCUACUCCAUCGUGGCCAGCGACCUGGAGGCACAAACGCUGGCGUCCUACGUGUCAGUGAGCGCACACAGCGGCGUGCUGUUCGCGCAGCGCGCCCUGGACCACGAGCAGCUGCGCGCCUUCCACCUCACGCUGCAGGCCCGCGACCAGGGCUCGCCCGCACUCAGCGCCAACGUGAGCGUGCGCGUGCUGGUGGGCGACCGCAACGACAACGCGCCGCGCGUGCUGUACCCGGCGCUGGCGCCCGACGGCUCGGCGCUCUUCGACACGGUGCCGCGCGCCGCCGAGCCCGGCUACCUGGUCACCAAGGUGGUGGCGGUGGACGCCGACUCUGGCCACAACGCCUGGCUCUCGUACCACGUGCUGCAGGCCAGCGAGCCCGGGCUCUUCAGCCUGGGGCUGCGCACGGGCGAGGUGCGCACAGCGCGCGCCCUGGGCGACAGGGACGCGGCCCGCCAGCGCCUGCUGGUGGCUGUGCGCGAUGGCGGCCAGCCGCCGCUGUCUGCCACCGCCACGCUGCACCUGGUCUUCGCGGACAGCCUGCAGGAGGUGCCGCCGGACCUGAGUGAGCACGCGGCGCCCUCGGACCCUCAGGCCGAGCUGCAGUUUUACCUGGUGCUGGCCUUGGCCGCCAUCUCCGUGCUCUUCCUGCUCACGGUGAUCCUGGCCAUCGCGCUGCGCCUGCGCCGCUCCUCCAGCUCCGCAAUGGGAGGCUGCUUUGGGUCCGUUAUAUGCUCAAAGCCUGGGAAUGGAAUUGCCCCAAACUUUAUCGAGGGGACUUUACCUUAUUCCUACAAUAUGUGUCAUACACACACAGGUACGGCAGAGUUUAAUUUCCUAAAAUAUAGUGCGGCUUUGCAUUCCACUCAAGAUGUAGUUUUUAGUGAUUCUCCUGGAGCCUUAAUUCCAGUUCAUGAUGGGGAUGGAUUCACGCCUGAACCAGAGACUCUAACACCGGUGAGUUACCUCUGUAUCGGCUCAGGGCUGCAGCAGAACUGA
Ochotona curzoniae (black-lipped pika) is the source of this 2460-nucleotide messenger RNA. Its product is annotated as protocadherin gamma-B6-like. Gene Ontology annotation, molecular function: calcium ion binding. The transcript is spliced from 2 exons. The coding region runs from base 1 to 2460 and encodes 819 amino acids. Lineage: Eukaryota; Metazoa; Chordata; Mammalia; Lagomorpha; Ochotonidae. Gene Ontology annotation, cellular component: plasma membrane. The record is from RefSeq and is a predicted model, not a curated record. Gene Ontology annotation, biological process: homophilic cell-cell adhesion.